AUGCGUUUAUUCGUUGGUUACAAAUCAUCAAAUCAAAGCUUUAAACAAUUAGAAGUAGAAACCGAAAGAGGUGAUGCCGGUUAUCUUCAGAUGGAUUGCGCCCGUGAAUCUUUCGCAUUUGCAACAUAUAAACCAAAAUCAGAAAGGAAAGUUAAAAAGUUUGUUCAUUCGUUAUAUAAUAAUGUUCAAAAAUAUGAUAACUCAGUAUGUGGUAAAUAUAUUGACCCUUCAGAAGUUUUCAAGAAAGCAAAUGAAGAAGUUGAUAUCACUUUUGAUAUGAUUAUUCCGGUAAAUGAUUUGUUAGCAUUUCAGGCGUUCGAUGAUUAUCCUAAAUCAUUUGGUGAAAUCAUUCUUAAAUAUUAUGUUUUCAGGGAUACUUUAGUAUUUUGUCAGGUUGACCCGUUAAGAGUUGCUGAUUUACAAAAUUACGUUUAUGAAAAGAUAACUGAUGAAAAUUAUGAAAAGAUUAUGAAUCAUGUUUAUAAAUAUGAUCGCAAAUUCCAACAAAUCGGACUUCCUGCCAAAUUAAUUACAAGCUUAGCCGCUACAUCUGCUGACGCAACAGUUGAUGACGUUAUUAUUUCAUGCACAAAGAUGGAAGUUUUAGAGGAUAAAUGCAUUACACCAGGAUACGGUUUAAUUGAAGAAUCAGUUAAAGCAAUACCACGUUUAUUCAGUAAGGAAGAUCCAUUCAUGAUUCCAGCUCAACAUAUUGACGUUCGUUCACUAAAUGGAGGUUGCAUCACUCCUGAAGGUAUCAGUUCAGAUUUCUCAUACGCUCUUCAUAAUGUUACAGAUGUUGUGUUAGCAUUUCCGAAGAAUGCAAUGCAAAGAACGGUUUUAGAAAAUCCAAUGCUUCGAGGUCUUCAGGUCACUAUAGAUUCCAGAAACUUCCCCGAUCAAGCGAUGACCACAGUGGGCGACAUAUUCUUUACACGUAUGCUUCAAGCUUCUGAUUUAGAUGGAGUGAAUGAAUGCACGGAAGAAUACGAGGACUCAUUAACUAGACCACUGAAUGAUGAUAAUGGCACGCCAUUAGCUAGAACAUGGAAAGACCAAACUUCAUUCUUAUGCACUAUUCCAGUUCAACGUGAUGGAGCGGGUAUAUUCUUUGAUGGAUUAGAAACUUUCAACUCACAAGUUACAGUACAAGUGAAAGCUUAUCCAAUCAUUCAGGGUGUAAAUGACACUUAC
This is a messenger RNA of Trichomonas vaginalis G3, 1194 nucleotides long. RefSeq lists its product as uncharacterized. The transcript has a single exon. Lineage: Eukaryota; Parabasalia; Trichomonadida; Trichomonadidae. The annotation marks the transcript as partial. The record is from RefSeq and is a predicted model, not a curated record.